AUGGAUCAGGCAUACUAUGACGAUUUGGAUAAACAAGAUAAAGACAUUAAAGAGCUUUCUGACAGGAUUGAGAAACAAGUAACGAUAAUGCAGAGGGCAUAUGAAAAACAAUUAUCUCUUAUAGAGCAAGCUAUUAAUAUAGAACGGGAAGUAAUGGUAGACCAUAAUAAUAAGAGAUGGGAAGCUUUAUAUAAACAACGCGACAAAGAAGAAGUAGCGCAUAUGGAAUAUAAAUUCGAGCAGCUAGAAGAACACAAGCAAGAGAUAGAAGCUAUAAUGUGGGAUCACCAUGAAAAAUAUCGUGAUGCGAAAAUAGAAUUGGAAUCAUUGAUUCAAGAAUUGCAAAAGGAAUUAGAAAAAUUAAAAUCAACUUGCAUAAUCAAUACAGAGAAAAUCGGUUACAACUAUCAGGUUUUGAAGAAACGUGAAGAGGAAAAUGUAUUUGUAAGAUCUCAACAAAAAAGGAAAUUGAAUAAAAUGUCCGAUGUUGCUAACUCGUUGCGGGCAAAGAUUCGUAAAGCAGCCGAAGAUGGUGCAAUUGAGGAAAUUAAAGCAGAUCAAGAAAUAGUGAAACUAAUGCAAGCUAUGGACGACUUGGAGAAAAAGUCUUUUCAUUUCUCUCAUGUCAACCACUACAAGUUUAGCCAGGUAUGGCGUAUGUCGACAGCAAGGUGCAGCCAAUUGGCUCGUGAGGUACGUCAGGCGGAAGUAGCGCUGCACGCACAUAUACUUUCAGAACCGCCACCUCCGCCGCCACCGCCCCCACCAAAAAGCCCCUUAUAUAAGCUUGAAAACGAAGAAGAGCCAACGAAUUCGUCAUCAGUCGUUAAGUACAAGGAAAAUGUGGACCCUGGAAACAUGUUGGCCGUGGAAGCAAAAGAUAGAUUGGUUCGUCAUAUUCUUCAACUAGUGGCAGAUAAUACAGGAUUUCUAGUUGAAGAUCGAUUAUUUAAACUCAUUGAGAAAUACCCAUUAUCUGCAAGAAAUCUGUGCACAUUGGACGCUAUAUUUAUGGCUCUAGAAAUACAAGCAGAAGAGGAUACAGAACUCCUGUGCAAAACAUUUCUGAAUUAUGCUUUUUGUCCUAUAUGUGUCGGUAUGGAAAUAGCAUCUGAGCAACUAGAAACUUCGUCCCAAGAUGACUGUCAAACUGUUUUGUCUCAACAAGUUAGCGUUAAAGGCACUCGUGGCGAAAGAAUGUCAAUGAGAGGACGUGCAAGCGUCGCAAGAAGUAUUUCUGCAAGUACUUCGAGAUCUAUACAUAUUGCCUUAAGAGGAACAGAAUUAUCACCUGCCGAUCAGCUACUCAUGGCAGAAGCCGAUGAAAUCAUACAGAAAUUCGGAGAAAAUACAGCUGCCACGUUAUCAGCCGGCGUGGUGCCAGAUGUGACAGGGACACGGACACGGACCGCGGGCACUCGCGGUGUGACCGUCUCAGCACAACCAGAAGUCUCCUCCAAGCAAAACCCUUUCCUUUGCCCUGUGGGUCAUUGUCUAGAAAUAGAACCAAUGCAAGUAUUGACAGCUUUAGGCGAAUUUAUAUCUGUUUUCGUCCCACCUGAGAAGAAAAAAUUAUACGAUUUACUGGAUAGCGUGAAACCACCCAAUUUUGAUACUCCAUCACGUAAACUUAAAACAGAUGAAAUAGAUCAGUAUUGGGCACAGUGGAAGAACAUGUUCCCACCUGAAAAAGACCGUUUCUGGGAUGGCCUUUUGACGGGUUUAAAUAAUUACUUGCCAAUAUUACAAGAACGUGAACGUCUACAUGAUGAGGUGGUAGUAUUGCGACGCAGGAAUGCUGCUUUGCGUCGUCUAGUACGGGGUGCACUGCCUGAAUUACCGCGGCCGCAGCCAAAGUAUGGACACCCCUAUCCACCUGGCUUCACCGCGCCCUACCCCGACGAAGCAUCGGAUCCAUAUGCUAGACUUCCUCCUAUUCAAUAA
This is a messenger RNA of Diatraea saccharalis (sugarcane borer), 1944 nucleotides long. NCBI's taxonomy places the organism in Eukaryota, Metazoa, Arthropoda, Insecta, Lepidoptera, Crambidae. The record is from the annotation of a GenBank genome assembly.